Molecule: messenger RNA, 1143 nt
Organism: Vicia villosa (hairy vetch)
Lineage: Eukaryota; Viridiplantae; Streptophyta; Magnoliopsida; Fabales; Fabaceae
Product: uclacyanin 1-like
Exons: 2
Coding region: 216-929 (237 amino acids)
Cellular component (GO): plasma membrane
Molecular function (GO): electron transfer activity
Source: RefSeq, a predicted model, not a curated record
AAAUAUUCCUUCUUAUUUGCUUAACUAUACCAACUCCAACAUUGCAAGACUUAAACCAAAACCACAUCAAAUUUCAUUAUUCAUUCCAAACCCCUUUUAUGCUUUUCUCAACAUAUAUAUAAACCUCUUUACACAAGUCAAUUCUCAAAUCAAUCUUAUCUAUCUAACUAUCUUUGAUCAUCUUUAGCAUUUCAUAUUCAUCAUAGUUAGAAAACAUGGGUGUUUUUCAAAUCAUUCUAAGACUAUCUUUUGUGGCUAUCCUCAUCAAAUUGGCCAUGGCUACUAAUCAUAUUGUUGGAGGACCAAAUGGUGGAUGGGAUACAAGCUCAGACCUUCAAACAUGGGCAUCUUCCAAACAAUUUUCCGUCGGAGACAAUCUCGUUUUCCAGUAUCCACCAAACCAUAAUGUGGUGGAAGUUACAAAAUCAGACUAUGACUCAUGCCAGCAAACAAAUGCAAUUCAAUCUUUCAAUGAUGGUGCCACAACCAUCCCUCUCACAUCACAAGGCAAAAGAUACUUCAUUUGUGGAACAAUAGGACAUUGCAGCCAAGGAAUGAAGAUUGAAAUAGACACACUUGCCACUCAAAUUUCUCCUGCCUCUCCAGCAACAGCAUCUCCUCCAGCAGCAGCAGCAUCUCCUCCAGCAGCAGAUUCUCUAAUUGUUUCCAUCAUUCCCUCUGCAGCACCUGAAGAACCUACUACUGCUCCACCUGCAGAAUCUCCUGAAUCACCAAGUCCGAUGUUCGAAACACAAAUGGAAACUCCUACGUUGUCUCCGGUUAUUCCUUCCACUGAAUUUUUAGCUCCUAACUCUCCUCUACCGCAACAUUCAGCGGACGCAUCAGCUUCAUCGACCGUGAAAGGAAAUUUACAAGCCUUCAUUUCAGUAGUGUUGAGUUUUGCUGCAGUGUUUAUGACCUUCUUCUAAAAGGAGUGAAAUCUCACUCAACUCAACCAUUUCUAGUGAGCCUAUUUUGUGUGAAAAUUUGUUUUUAAUGUUUUUCUUUGUUACUGUGGUGUGAUUAUUAUGGCUUAAAAAAUCAGUUCAAAUCACUUUUAUUUUCAACCAUGGAUCAUACAUUCUAACCAUCAUAUUUAGUCUAAUAUUGUAUUGUAGCAGCACAAAUUUAUCCUAUCAAGAA